AUGCUGGUCGUCGGACUCACGGGCGGGAUUGCAUCGGGCAAAUCCACCGCCUCGUACCUCAUCUCGUCGCACCCAGCCCAGAUCCCCAUUAUCGACUUGGAUGUGCUCGCGCGCGAAGUGGUUGCGCCGGGCCAGCCGGCGCUCGCCGCGCUACGCAGCACCUUCGGUCCCACAGUGAUCAACGAAUCUGACGGCACACUGAACCGCGCGGAGCUGGGGAGGCUCGCGUUUGCUACACCCGAAAAAACCAAGCUGUUGAACAAGAUCACGCACGGUGCGAUCCGGCGGCGCAUGGUGUGGAAGCUGCUUGCGUACUGGGUGCGGGGCGAGAAGGUCGUGGUCGUCGAUACGCCGCUGCUCGUCGAAGCGGGCCUAUGGAAGUAUUGCGGCGAGCUCGUGCUGGUGUACUGCAAGCGCGAGGACCAGCUGACGCGCAUGCUCAAGCGCGACGGACAGAGCAAAGGCCUGACGCCGGACGACGCCGAGCAGCGCCUAAAAGCGCAGCUGCCGCUGGACGACAAGCUGCCUUAUGCAGAUGCAGUGCUCGACAACUCGUCCAACCUGACCGUUGGCGAAGACGAACGACAGGCACCAGAAUGGACCCGCACGCUCGACACGCCCACGUCGCUGGCAUUGCGUCUGCAGGUCGACAGACUCGUCUCGCGGUGGCUGUACGCGUACAGCGGCGUCAGCGGCAGGCUGAGAUGGUUGGCCCAGUGGCUGCUGCCGCCCGUGGGAUUGGUGAUGGGCGCGUGGAGAGCUUGGAAGCGCACAGCGGCGGUCAAGGCGCGGUUGAAGGCCGGCACCAAGCCGCCACUGCCAAGUAGCAAGUUGUAA
Sporisorium graminicola is the source of this 837-nucleotide messenger RNA. RefSeq lists its product as uncharacterized. The transcript has a single exon. Gene Ontology annotation, biological process: coenzyme A biosynthetic process. NCBI's taxonomy places the organism in Eukaryota, Fungi, Basidiomycota, Ustilaginomycetes, Ustilaginales, Ustilaginaceae. Gene Ontology annotation, molecular function: dephospho-CoA kinase activity; ATP binding. The record is from RefSeq and is a predicted model, not a curated record. Bases 1 to 837 code for a protein of 278 amino acids.